AUGUCGGGCUCCACAAAGUACAUGCUGGUGUCUUUGCCCACGUCCAUUUCAACAUCCAGCGACAAGGAGGAGGCUUUUACGGCUCUACGUUCAACAGUAUCAGGAGACAGCGUUGCCGUACUGCCGUUCAAGAUUCCCGAAUUCAAGAUUGGAACUCUCGAUGCUUUGGUGCAGCAAGCAGAUGACCUGGCGAAACUAGAGAAUGCCUGCGAAGGUGUAGUGGCUAAGAUGGGCGACUCUUUAAAGAACCUACUCGAGGGCGAUGAGGACAAGAUCGCCCAGCAGAAAACGGUGAAUGACAAGCCUUCGGAUCAAUAUCUACGAUCCUUCAACUGGAACAAAGUCAAGUAUCGUGCCGAUAAGCCGCUGGCAGAGCUCAUUGAAUUGUUGCAGAAGGAGCUUGCCAGCAUUGACAACGAUGUAAAAAGCAAGACCACCCAGUACACGCAAGUCAAGACGAAUCUCACAACACUCCAACGGAAACAAACUGGAAAUCUCUCCACCAGGUCACUCACUCCAGUUGUUGACCCCAAGUUACUGAUCCACGAAUCGGAAUACAUCGAGACCCACCUCGUUGUUGUCCCUAACAAUUCCAAGAAGGAUUUCCUAAGAAGUUAUGAGACUUUGUCACCGAUGGUCGUUCCCCGAUCCGCUUACGAAAUCACCAAGGACGACGAAUUCGUUCUGUUUGCUGUCACAACCUUUAAGAAGCAUAGCGCAGAGUUCCAGCACAAAUGCAGAGAGAUGAAAUGGACGCCAAGAGAUUACAAGUAUGUUGAAGGCGGAAAGGAGGAGGAGCGCAAGGAGAUUGAGAAAGUGGGCAAGGACGAGCGUAAAGUUUGGGGCGAGGCAUUGCGACUUGGACGGACGGGAUGGAGCGAAGCUGUCAUGAUAUGGAUACAUGUUCUGACACUUCGGGUCUUCGUAGAAACCGUCUUACGCUAUGGACUUCCGCUUGACUUCGUCUGCGGGCUAAUCAAGGCAAAUACCAAAUCUGCGAAGAAAGCGAAGACUGCGCUGGACUCGACUUACUCAUAUCUUGGUGGAAAUGCAUUCGGACGAGAUAAGAAGGGCAAGGUUACAAAAGAUGACUCGGCACUAUCCUCGGAAAUGGCCGCGGCUGGGGUUGGUGGUCAGGGGGGCGAGGGCAAUGAGUAUACAGCCUAUGUUUAUUAUGACUUUGAGAUUGUAUAG
Messenger RNA from Cadophora gregata, 1194 nucleotides. RefSeq names its product Vacuolar ATP synthase subunit C (gene VMA5). Gene Ontology annotation, molecular function: proton-transporting ATPase activity, rotational mechanism. The transcript has 5 exons. Gene Ontology annotation, cellular component: vacuolar proton-transporting V-type ATPase, V1 domain. Gene Ontology annotation, biological process: proton transmembrane transport. Lineage: Eukaryota; Fungi; Ascomycota; Leotiomycetes; Helotiales; Ploettnerulaceae. The record is from RefSeq and is a predicted model, not a curated record. The coding region runs from base 1 to 1194 and encodes 397 amino acids.